Messenger RNA from Trichomonas vaginalis G3, 399 nucleotides. RefSeq names its product phage tail repeat-like family. The transcript has a single exon. Bases 1 to 399 code for a protein of 132 amino acids. NCBI's taxonomy places the organism in Eukaryota, Parabasalia, Trichomonadida, Trichomonadidae. The record is from RefSeq and is a predicted model, not a curated record.
AUGAACUCAACAAAUCCAGAAACAGUUUUAGGUUUUGGUAUGUGGAAGCAGAUUGUAGAUAAAUUCUUAUACUGUGCUAGAUAUUCAAAGCAAACAGGAGGUUCGAAGAAAAUUAAAGAAGCAAACCUUCCACCGCACACUCAUACAGGAACUACAAACACAACAGGUAGUCAUUCACAUUCAAUAACAAAAAGAGGUUAUACAAAUCUUGCAGCAGGUUCGGAUAGACAGGGAAUGCAUAGAUAUGAUAUUUCAAGUGACCCAGUAGAUUCAAGCGCAGGUAUUUUCUGUGGAACCACAGGAAAUCAUUCACACACUUUCACAACAAAUCCAACAGGCUCGGGUGCAGAUUAUAUGCCACCAUUUGUGACUAUAUUCGCAUGGUACCGCGUUCAAUGA